AUGUUCUCCUCCCGGCCCUCCUCACUGCUGCGCUGGACCCCCAUGGAGCAGGCCGACUCGGACGCGCUGGACAUCAGCACCAAGGUGCAGCUGCACGGGGUGCUGUGGAAGAAGUCGUUCGGACGGCCCUCCGCCAAGUGGGCCCGCAGAUUCUUCAUCAUUAAAGACAGCUUCCUCCUCUACUAUGCUGAGAAUGAGAAGAGGAACUUUGAUACAAACCGAUAUUUCAACAUCCACCCCAAAGGAGUGAUCCCCCUGGGAGGGUGUGUGGUCACACCUAAAGAGGAGCAGGGGAUGCCUUUCGCCGUGACCAUCAACCACGAGGACUUCACUGGCGACGUCGUCCUGGCGGCAGACUCGGAGGCGGAGCAGGCCCAGUGGGCGGAGCUUCUGCAGGAGUCUGGAAAAGUCACCUGGAAGAACGCCCAGCUCGGAGAGGCCAUGAUCGAGAGUCUGGAGGCGCAGGGGCUGCAGCUGGCCAAGGAGAAGCAGGAGUACUUGGAUAAACUGAUGGAGGAGACGGAGGAGCUCUGUCUGCAGAGGGAGCAGAAGGAGGAGCUGGAGCGGGUGAAUCAGGUUCUGGAGGAGGAGAAGCAGAGGUUUGAGGAGGUGGUUUCAGAGCUGAGGACGGAGCAAGAACAGAUCAAAGUGGAAUUGGAUGGUACAGCGUAUUCUCUGAAAGGAGUGGAGAUGGAGAAGGAGGAGCUCCACAGCCUGACCUCCCUGCUGCAGAAGUCUCUGGAGGAGCUGUCCCAGGAGAAGCAGAACACUCUGGAGCUGCUGCGCGUUAAGGAGCAGGAGGAGGUGGAGGAGGAGGAGGAGGACCGGAAGGCACACCGGGCCCAGCAGGAGGUGCACGACCCCAGCCUCCUGAAGGGGAACCUGCGGCAGAUUGAGGAGCAGAUGAGGAGGCUGCAGAAAGAGAAGGAGCAGGCAGAGGAGAGGCUGCAGGAGAAAGAGCAGCGGGCGCGGGUGCUGCAGCAGGAGCGUGAGUACUACUCCAGUCAGGCCGUGGCGCUGCAGAAGUCCCUGUCAGAGCUCACUGCCGACAAGCAGCAGACCGAGGCCGAGCUCAAGGCGGAGAUCCAGGCUCGGAUGGAGCUGGAGCAGAGACUGAAGCAGGCGGAGGAGGCGCUGAGGAGCCUGGAGCAGAGCCUGAGCACCCUGCAGUGCCCCAAGGAGAAGGAGGAGCGGAUGAAGGGGGACGUCAGCCAGCUGAGGAAGUUCUUUGAGGAGUGUAUCUGCGCGGCGGAGAUCGAGGCCAAGCUGCCGGCCAUCAUGAAGAACGCCGUGUACAUCCACAAGGCCGCCGCGCGCCGCAUUAAGAGCUGCCGUGUGCAGAGACAGGCGUCCCGACACCACUGGGCCCAGCUGAAGCACUCAAAGUCCUUCAUCCUCUCGCCCGAGGAGGAGUCGUCCCUGGAGGAGCUGAAGGAGAGCGCACGGCGCUACACCUGUGACAGCUCCUUCAGAGAGAGGGUGUUCUCCCGCAUCAUCUCCCGCAAGGACCCGGGGAAGGCCGAGGGCUGAGGGCUCUGCUGCGUGAGCCCCACUCUGCGGACCACACACUGAGCCCCACUCUUAGUUUUUUACCACUCUUUUUCCAGUUUGGACCAUCUUUAGAUUUUUACCACAAUCUAGGGAGGAUUUAGUUCACAGCGCAUAGCUAUGAGCAGGCAUAGGAGGAAUGGAAAGGAAGUUGGGAAUUAUUAUUUCUAAUAUUUACCUCGUAUAUAUACAUUAAACUUUCUAAAUUAUUUAUUGUCUAACUUGCCUUUAUAAGUGUUUCUCCUGCAAAUGAGCUGUGGUAAUUAUGUGGAUGUCCAUUUUGUUUUUGUACUAGAGAGUACUACUACCAGAUGACUGAUGUAACCGUAAAAGAACAACCGCAAAUCAGUUUCAGAAACUACCAUGUCAUACUGCAAGAAAGUGAAAGAAUCCAUCAUGUCAUGUUGUAACUGAAUGCCAUAUAUAGUCCAAUUACUUUUGGUCCCCAUGAAAUGGGGGAAACUGUGUAUAAAAAGGGCUGCAAUUCCUACAAGGGUAAUUUAAUGUGGAUAUAAAUAUCCUCAAAUUAACACUGACGGCCUAUAUUUUAACCUUAUAUUCACUGUUUCAUUUUUAAUCCAAUUUACUGGAGUACAAAGCCAAAACAAAACAUUGUCACUGUCCAAGGACUUAUGGACUGCACUGUAUAUUCAGUUGUGAUGUGAUACCUUCUAAGGGCUUGAGAAUUAUAUAAAUGUAUGGGACUCCAAUUUGCCAAUCUAUGCAAGUAAAAGUAAUCAUCCAUGUACUAUACAAAUAAACAUUCAGCAUCCAAA
This is a messenger RNA of Conger conger (European conger), 2324 nucleotides long. RefSeq names its product pleckstrin homology domain containing, family D (with coiled-coil domains) member 1 (gene plekhd1). The coding region runs from base 1 to 1530 and encodes 509 amino acids. Lineage: Eukaryota; Metazoa; Chordata; Actinopteri; Anguilliformes; Congridae. The transcript is spliced from 13 exons. The record is from RefSeq and is a predicted model, not a curated record.